GAUUGCAACUGCACUUGUGAUUGGUCUAAAUAUUUUUUAUGCAUAUUUAUUUAGGACUUUAUUGCCCACCAAUCUAUGUCUAUUUUAUUCUUCUUGUCAUAAGCGAUUAUAAAUGGUGGAAUAUUUUCUAAAUAAAUACAGAAAAAUAACUUUAUUAAUUGUAACAAAUAAUAAUUGAAAAAAUGGUAGAGAUGGGCGGCUCUCUUCGAAGAGAGGUGUUGCGAGUGUUUAAGAAACUCCAUAGAACAAGAUUGAAGACAUUUGAGGGUGAUGAGCAUGCAUUGCAAGUGAUAAGAAAUAAAAUAAACGAAGAAUAUAGAAAAUAUAAAAAUGUCACCAACUCAGCGGCCAUUGAAGAGUUGAAUAAAUUUGCACUGGAAGUCGAACAUGAGGUGCGAACAACUGUUAUUCAGGUGGUUGAAACUGCACCUGGAAAAGUAGCAUUAAAACUCACUCCGGAUGUUCUGGUGGAUAAUGUAUCAUAUAAAGAUCAGAAUGAUAAUUUGGACAAGGAAUGUAAAAACCAAGUAAAAUCAAGCUGCAGGAAACCCAUGUCGAAGGACACCGAAUAGACAAUCUCUAGAGAAUGAAAACUGAAGUUAAAUAAGAAUGGUUUAGAGUCACAAGUUGUAAAUGUUUGAUUAUUAUUGGUAAUUGUAAAUAUUGUGCAUUACAGGUAUGUUAUAAGGAUGUAUUAUAAGUGUACAAAAGUAACAAAUAUAUUGUACGUUUCACAUUAAUUAAAGAACACAAUCUUCAUCCAUAAUGAAAGUAAUCUUUAUUUACAGCAAUAGAAUUACGAUGGAUGCUGAAAAUAUAUACAAGUUUUUGCUGUC
Molecule: messenger RNA, 836 nt
Organism: Linepithema humile (Argentine ant)
Lineage: Eukaryota; Metazoa; Arthropoda; Insecta; Hymenoptera; Formicidae
Product: complex III assembly factor LYRM7
Biological process (GO): mitochondrial respiratory chain complex III assembly
Cellular component (GO): mitochondrial matrix
Molecular function (GO): protein folding chaperone
Source: RefSeq, a predicted model, not a curated record